Messenger RNA from Caenorhabditis auriculariae, 4406 nucleotides. NCBI's taxonomy places the organism in Eukaryota, Metazoa, Nematoda, Chromadorea, Rhabditida, Rhabditidae. The record is from the annotation of a GenBank genome assembly.
AUGGAUAUCGACGAACUCGAUUUGUUUGAAGAAACAAAAGUUGAAGAAGUCCGUUAUGUUCCGAAAAUAGUGAAUGGAGGUUUCUUAAUGAUAGUUUUCAUUCGAUUUUUAUUACAUUUAUAGGAAUCGCUGGUAUUGUUGGCGUGACCUGCGUUUUUCCCAUGGAUUUGGUCAAAACUAGACUUCAAAAUCAAACCGGAGGACAGAGAUACAAAGGAAUUAUUCACUGUUUCCAAAAAACUUGGGUUUCCGGCGGCCCUGGACGCAUCAAUCAGUUGAGAAACAUGUACCAGGUGUGAUUUGACUUGAAAUUCUUUUGAGGAAUUUGACUUAUAGGGCGCUUCUGUGAACAUUUUGUUGAUCACUCCAGAAAAAGCGAUUAAACUGGUGGCGAAUGAUUUUUUCCGUCGACAACUUUUACGCGACCACGCAGAGCGAUUAUCAAUGGGCCGUGGAAUGCUGGCCGGGGCCUGUGCCGGUCUUUUUCAGGUGAUUUUUUGCGAAAACUUGCGAAUUUAAUUUUUUUUUUCAAUGUCGUGUUCCAAAUGUAGUCCCGCGAAAUUCAAAAUUAUUUCGUCCCAAAAUUUUUAUAUCUUAUCACUCUGUCAUUUUGGAUUUUGCGCGAAUAUUUCGAGGGACCUAGAACCAUGAAUUAGGAAAAAUCAUAUAAAAAAUAGCAAAGAUACGUAAAUUAUAAACAAAUCGAAACAGGAAUCAAUUGAGAACAAAUAUAAGUUGUUAAGAAAAGUUGGUGUAAGAGUGCAAAAAGUGACCCUCCAUGCGUUGCCCCUCCCUUACGUCAUAUGACGUAAUUUUUGGCUGAUCCUUCAACUCGCCAACCGCUCGCCACACACACAACUUGCAUUAAAUUUUCGAAGAUUCUGGCUUCUCAAAACCUUUUUCCAUUUCUUCUAUUUCGUUUCAACUAGGUGCGGGAUAAAAUGUUUAUAAAAAUUCAGGGAAGUUCAUUUUUGAUUUUCAGUUUUCAUAAAUUUGUCCUUGGGGCGUAUAACAACGUUUUUUUUCGCACGGAAAUGCGCGAAUUUGAAUUCGUUUUGAUAGAAAUUAAGGACCGGACUCAUCAAAUUUGAUAAGCUCUUAUCUUGGGCUAAUUUUUUGUAGCCCUUAUUUUUACCAAGUGCGGGGAGUUUCUUCUUUCUUUCAUUUCUAUUGAAUUUUUAGGUUUUGAAAACCAUUUUCAAUACUUUUCCUCACUUUAUAUCUACUUAAAAAGUAUCCCUUCAAGCCUAAAAAAAUAAAUUUUGGACUUCCUUCUGUAUUUUUAAGUUCUAUCAUUCAAAUUCGUUGUUUAAGGUGAAAAUCCUAAUUUUCCUUCAGGUAGCGAUAACGACGCCAAUGGAACUGCUCAAAAUCCGGAUGCAAGGCUCUUCGAAACACAAAAAAGCUCUCGACCUUGUCCGAGAUUUGUUGCGCAGUGAUGGGGGUUUUAUCUGCUCCAUUGAUAAUUUGAAGCUGAAUUUUCAAGGCAUCUUCUCACUGUACCGCGGACUAUUACCGACUAUGGCCCGUGACGUUUCAUUUUCUGCUCUCUAUUUUCCGCUUUUCGCCUAUCUUGACUCCCUUGGACCACGAAAAAAGGAUGAAUCAGGUUUGAUUCAGCGUUUCAUCGCUUUGAGGUAAGAUUUUUGAGAGUAGAUUCGGAAUCGGCGUGAAAAACUGCAUCUAGUGAACUUAGUAUCAUUCAAAAGUCCAUCAGGAAACUCCCUGAUUAUCAAGUCAUUUUUUUUAAUUUUUGAGUCAUUUUUUCGUUAAAAUUCAACGUUUUCUGGGUUUUAAGGAAGAUUUGUUGCUCAUAAAUUUUUUUAUAUGUACAAAAAAAUACAACUCUCUUAAAAAAAGCGAAGAAAUUAAAAAACUUCGAAAAAAAUUUUUCCUACCAUUAGUCUGGUCGAAAAACCGGACUGGUUUUUCCUCAUUUUUGUCUUUUUCACAGUUUUCUAAGCAAUUUCUGAACCAGUAUGUCCUUAUAACAUAUGUACGUAAAGAAAGAUGUGAAUUUUACUCGGAAAAAACCGAAAGACCAACAAAAUCGGAUCAUUUUUCAAACUGGUCCUAAAAAUCUUUUCAAAAAAAUCAAAAACUUUGAAUCCGGCCUUUUUUCGCAAUUAGUAGAGCAUUUGCUUGUUCAGAAUCUCUCAGUGAGAUCAGAAAUAUUAUUUUAAAAAUUCGAAAUGUUGAACCGCUUUUAAGGCUGAGAAUGACUAUAUUCAUAUAACGGGAGUCUCUAACCUUUUUAAUAAUAUUGUUUAUUUACAGGCAGAACAAAAUAACAUGUACAAAAAAGAAGGAAAAAGUUGGCAUUUAAGCCUGAAAUAAAUAAAUAAAAGGCACUUGAGGCCCUCCUUCUUUCGGGUGAAGUCGGAAAAUUCUAGGUGAUGCUGUCUUUUGGACGAGUUUCUUUUCGGGUUUGGUAGCCGGAGCGACGGCCUCUUUCUGUGUGACGCCUUUGGAUGUCAUCAAAACGAGGAUACAAUAUGGAAAGGUCCUUUUCAAUGUUGAAAAAUCCUUAUCCUUGGCUUGAAACUGGACUUUGAAACUUUGGCGCCAUUUCAAAAAUUAUCCCAUUUUCGGAUCGCUCGUGAGCGCUCUCUUGCGUUUAGAAACAUGCUUAGGGUACCUGAGUAGCCUCUAUAGGGGUUAGGGUAGAAAAAACCUCAAUAGGGGUCGGAAAAGUGGUCCCUCUAGGGAUUUAUGGUCUGACAUCUUAGCUCCUAAAGCUCAAGUAGAACCUAUAGGGGUCUUUCAGUUUCAUCCAAAAUUCACUGAUCUAUUUUUUUUUCGCCUUCUUCCCAUAGAUUUCAUGAAAGUUAUCGACUAGCAUGUUCCUUAUAGGAUCUACUAACUAAAACCUCUUUAGGGACCACUUUUGCAAGCUUUAGUGGCCCCUAUGGGGGUUGGUAAAGAGGUACCCUCCAAGAGCCCCUUUAGGGACCACUCUCGAGUUUCUAAGUGUUCCGUUGCUCCGAUGAACACGUCUAAAAUAUUUUCUUCAGACCAACUACAAAAACAUGAUUGAUGCCUUCUUCACAUUACUUCGCAGCGAAGGUCCAAGAGCGUUUUUCAAGGUGAAAAUUGAGAUUUUUUAUGAUUUUAAAGAAAAGUAUCAUUUUCAGGGCGCAGUUUGUCGAAUGAUGGUCAUGGCGCCGUUGUUCGGAAUCGCCCAAACCGUCUAUUAUAUCGGCGUCGCUGAAUAUUUGAUGGGAUAUGAGAAAUCUUCACGAGUUUGAACUUCAAGUCGUCCUUUUUGAAGCUCUAUCCAUCUUUUUUUUUUCUCUUGCCUCGAAUUGAAGUUUCUCGCCGCAUGUUGAAUGGCUCAAAGCGUUGCGGUUCUAUAUUACAUUUAAAAAAUAGCUUUAAGCUUUCAAAGCCUUUGCGCGAAAAUUGUUUUGAGUCGGACGCGCUUCUGAGCCAUUCCACAUGCGACCCUUGGUUACCAAGUCAAAAGGAAAUAGUGUGUGAAAACAAAAGAGUUUAGAGAAAUUCAUUUUUUCUAGUUUUCCUUGGACUCGCUGUUGAGUAGAGCUUUUUGUUCUGUAAUUUCGUUUUUUCCUCCUUUUCUAUUUUGCUUUUUUUUCGUUCAUUCGAUGAUCUCUUCUACUACUUUAUCAUUUUUGAUCUCCUAACUUUCAUAUUAAUAUGCAUGUUUUAUUGAACUUUGAUUUUUUUUUUUUGUUAACCCUUUCUUCUGUUGAUUUUUAUAUAUUUUUUUUUUUUUAUAAAUCAAACAGAUUUUUUUCUUCUUUCGUCUUCCCUUAACGAUUAUGCUUUUCUCGUAUUUAUAUUGAAUUUUUGAGCGUAAAAAAAUAAAAAAAUUAUGAAAUUUUCACGAUUUCGAGUACGGUAGCGCCAAAGUCCGCAGACACUUUUUUUCCUAAUGGCUGAUUUGGAAGUUUUUUUACGCUUUUUUUCAACUCUUAAUUUUAUUUUUUUAGAGUUGCACUCUUUUAUAAGCUGUUUCAUAAGUUAAUUUCGAUAUUUUCAGGUUUUUUUCACAGUCAUGUCGUCAGAUAAAUAUCUUGUUUUUUUAUUGGCGGCGGAAAUAUGGCUUCGGCUUUGAUUCAGGGAGUCCUCAAAUCUGGUAAAAAUUCUAGAAAUUCCAAUAACUUCUUUACAAACAAUUUUUUUGAAGGUUUCACCACCCAGGACAAGAUAGCGAUCAGUUGCAAGAGCGAAAAAAACUAAAGAAGAAUGGAAGGUUUCAUCGAAAUUUCUUUGACUAUAUAAUUUCAUUAGUUUUUUUUUUGUAGAAGAAAGGAUUUGAGCACGUUUUCACGAGCAAUUACGAAAUUCUCUCCAUUUUUUCGAAUGGUGAGUCUGUCCAGAUUAAUGGGAAUGGACUCGUUAUUUAUCAGAGGUCAUCGUUCUUUCGGUUAAACCUCAAGUGA